UGUUACCGGAAGGGUUUCCUCGUUUCAAGAUGGUGUUCUGUAUUACUUGAGAAAAACACAUUAACAAACAAAGCCACUUAAAUAAGAGCACACAAUAAAUUGUAUCCUGGAUGUUGCCGCUAAUAUAGCUGUGAAUGUCGUAUAAGGCGCAAUACCGUGAGAAAUGUGUUUAAUUUGAGUAAAUCUUUAGUUUACGGUAGAUAGCAUGCUAGCUCUGUGGUUAGCUUCGGACAAAUCUUUUAUAUACUCCAAUUCCACGCAAUAUUUUGUUGUUUUGAAACAAUGCUGGGUUAUUUGGCAGCAAGGAGGGCUGGUCUGGAUGACCCUCUCCGACUCAGGCGGGCGGAGGCGACGAGAAGAGUUCUCAGCCUGCAGUUGAAUGCAAACAGAGAUAUGGAGCGAAUCCAUGCAAACGGUGUCAAUACUGUUGACAUUGAAGUAAUCGAAGGCAAAUACAUGUUGUCUGGAGGUGCCGAUGGAGUCAUCGUCAUCUACGAUCUCGAGAACUUCAGUGGGAAACCGCAGUACACCUGUAAAGCUGUCUCCACCAUUGGCAGGUCCAGCAAGUACGGCCACAAAUUCAGCGUGGAGACAGUCCAGUGGUACCCUUACGACACUGGCAUGUUUGUAUCUAGUUCCUUUGACAAGACGAUGAAGGUGUGGGACACGGAGACUCUCAAGCCCGCUGAAGUGUUUGAGUUUGAGGGCAACGUCUACAGUCACCACCUGUCGCCCAUUGCCAGGAAGCACAGUCUCAUCGCAGUUGGCACCAACAACCCUAAAAUUCAGCUGUGUGACCUGAAGUCCGGUUCAAAGAUCCACGUCCUCCAGGGUCACAGAGCGGAGGUCCUGUCCGUGCAAUGGUCACCCAGAUAUGAACACGUUCUAGCCACUGCCAGUGCCGACAGCAAAGUGAGAGUCUGGGAUGUGCGUCGGGCAUCAGGUUGCCUCUUUACGCUGGACCAGCACAACGGAGACAAGUCGAAAGCUGCUUCUGAGGCAGUGAACACGGCCCACAACGGCAGAGUGAACGGCCUGCGCUUCACCAGUGACGGCCUGUACCUCCUCACGUCUGGGACCGAUGAUCGCAUGCGAUUGUGGAACAGCGCCACGGGGGAAAACACCCUGGUGAACUACGGGAAGGUCAGCAACAAGAGCCGAAAGAGGCGUCAGUUCACAGUGUCGCAGGGCUGCAGUCCGGAGUUCGUUUUCGCGCCGUGCGGCAGCUCGGUGGCCGUUUACGGCCUCCACACGGGCGACCUGGUCACCACGCUGCGGGGUCACUACAACCAGGUGGACUGCUGCGAGUUCCACCCGGACCACCAGGAAUUGUACAGUGCAGGUAAGGAUGGUAACAUCCUGGCCUGGGUUCCGGUCCUGCGUUGCCCAGAUGUGGAGGAUGACUCAGAUGAGGACGCCACGGUCAAGUCGUCAGUGAUCCCAGCCUUUCAAGACGCGUGGAGCAGCGAUGAAGACUAGUACUGGAGCCAUCCAGGUUUCACCAUUACGGCAGAUUCGGAGACACCAGAAAUCCUUCUGGUAAACAAUAAUCCUGACAUCAUUGUCAUAUUGAGGAAUUAGGAUGGAUUGAUUGAACAUUUGAAGUGUUUUGACAAUGAGAGGACUGGUAGGUUUGUGCGAACUGUCAAGAAUUUUAUUGUAAAUCCUUGGAUUGGAUUUGCAUUUUCAAACGUUUGUUUUUUGUCAUUCAUGGUGCAAAUUAGUUUUUACGUUGGAGGCCCUGAUGGAGCAACACAGAGUGAAACCAAGUGAGGUUUCGCUCUCACGCCCUGUUGACACAUUAGCUUUUGUAAAAGUCAUUUUUUAAAAAUAAUAAACUGGCCUUUUAUGCAAUUUAAGUUGUCUAAACUUUUAAGUUGAAAUAUUACUACUUUUUGGAUUAAAACCAUGUUGAUGAACUUUUUGUUGAUCAA
Syngnathoides biaculeatus (alligator pipefish) is the source of this 1934-nucleotide messenger RNA. It is a transcript of the gene ercc8, whose product is annotated as excision repair cross-complementation group 8. Gene Ontology annotation, biological process: protein polyubiquitination; transcription-coupled nucleotide-excision repair; proteasome-mediated ubiquitin-dependent protein catabolic process. Gene Ontology annotation, cellular component: Cul4A-RING E3 ubiquitin ligase complex; nucleotide-excision repair complex. The transcript has 12 exons. Gene Ontology annotation, molecular function: protein binding. Lineage: Eukaryota; Metazoa; Chordata; Actinopteri; Syngnathiformes; Syngnathidae. The record is from RefSeq and is a predicted model, not a curated record. Bases 283 to 1479 code for a protein of 398 amino acids.